UGUCUUUAUACCCAUGACUCCGGGUCACCGAUGAGCCCGUUCUCAAAAACCGAAACUUUCAAAAAGGAUGAGGAUGUGUUUUGCCCCUCGGACUUCAAGCUACCGUCAAUUCGACAUGUCACCAUGACUGCAAUUUAGCAACUAGGCCUGUCUAACAAAUCUCCACGGAGCCUGGGGCGAGCGCCUAUACGGAGGUAGCUGUCGGCGAUUGCAGGGAAUCGAAAAUCCUUCAAAAGAGAACCGCAUGGGGAAGCAUAUGCGCAAGAAGCCGUCGACCUUGGUUCUCGGGUCGCUGCGUUGGGAUAGCGGGCGCAGGUAGCCGCGGACUGCGGAAUUUCUGGAGGCGAACGGGCGGCGGGACAAUCUCACCACGGAAAUGGCCGACGACCUCGACGAUCCGCGGGACGCCGAGCUCAUCACUCUCGCUGCUAUCUAUCCCGAGAUACAGCAGAUGCAUCCAGACGAUCCCUAUGGCAUCGCUCUCGAGGUCCCGGUCAAUCCGUCGAAGCCCGUGAACGUUUUCUUUCGCGCGAGCGCCGACGACGAUGCGCUAUCACAAGCCCCCAACGGGGCGCCGAGUGAUGCCGCUGCCGGAUCGAACCAGCAAGGCGCCGUCGCCGUCGAUUCCCACGAGCUUGCGUACCUGCCCCCGGUGCGCUUGGAGAUCACGCUAGGGCCCAACUACCCUGCCGAGCAACCACCGCAGGUCAGGGUCUCGACCAGCCCGUCAUGGAUCCCAGUCGAGACGAUCAAGCGGUUGGAGGAUGAUGCGUCGCGCCUCUGGGAGGAGCUGGGCCGGGGCAUCGUUGGUUUCACAUACAUCGACCAUGUGCAGCAGGCCGCCGCCGACGCGUUUGGGCUCGUGGACGGACGGGGCUCCCUCGAGCUGGAUUCGAGAUACCGGACAGCUAUCCUGGGCCAUGAUAUCAGCGCGAGAAAGGCGGCAUUCGAUAACGAGACUUUCGGAUGCGGGGUGUGUCUCGAACCCAAGAAGGGCUCUGUCUGCCAUCGAAUGUUGGAUUGCGGCCACGUCUUCUGUGUCGACUGCCUACAGGGCUUCUACAAUGCCGCCAUCAGAGAAGGGGACAUCGCGGCAGUGAUCUGUCUGGAACCCAACUGCGCAAAGGACCGCGCGAAGGCCGCCUCGCCUGGCAGCAAGCGCAAGAGAGUCAGGACCUUCAUCCACCCCAGCGAACUGUUGCAGAUUCCCCUGGACCAGGACGUGGUCAAACGCUAUCUGAUGCUCAAGUACAAGAUCGAGCUCGAGUCUGACAGGAGCACUGUCUACUGCCCACGAAAGUGGUGCAACGGCGCCGCGAGGUCCAAGAAGCACAAGAAACCCCAGGGCCUAGAGCUGCCCGAAGCGUCCGACAAGUCGGCCAGCGAGGGCGAAGAGGAAGACGACAAGGAUUCCCCCGAGGGCGAGGACAAGCCAAAGACGCGCGAGCGCCUUGCUAUUUGCGAGGAAUGCAGCUUUGCCUUCUGUGCCCGCUGCCUCCAGUCGUGGCACGGAGAGUUGAACUUCUGCCCCGGCAGCCGCGAGGAGCGCCUCGCGGCCGCGGAGCUGGCCUCGCUGGAAUACAUCAGGCUACACACGACGCCGUGCCCCAAGUGCGGAGUGCCGGCGCAGAAGAUCCAGGGCUGUAAUCAUAUGCUCUGCAGCCGCUGUGGAACACACUUCUGUUACCUCUGCUCUACCCGGCUCGACCCCGCCAACCCGUACCGGCACUUCAACACGCCGCCAACCGCAGCGAGGUCCGAGCCCUGCUAUAUGCGUCUGUGGGAGCUAGGGGAGGGAGAUGGUGCUGAUGUUCCGGGAUUUGAGCGUGUUGCUUGGGGGCCCGCCCACCCAGCUCGAGGAGCCCCUGCGAUGGCUCACGCCCGGGAGGUCAUCCCCGAGAGAGGACGGCCCAGGGAAGAAGCGCACGCUGACAGGAAUGGGGCCGCCGCGGCGCCAGCUCAAGGAGGUCACGCCAACGGCGGGGGGGAGGUCGUCGGGAUCGCGCGGGAGGGUCCUCUUGUCCUUCGGAUAGCUGCCGACCCACCGGCGGUCCCUGGACGCGGCGGACCGGAUGGGAGACAGCCGGCACCGGCAGCGGCGGCAGCAGGAAGAGGAGCCCAGAGAGGAGCAGCCUUGAGAGAGCCAGGAGCUGCACGGAACCAGCCCGCAGCACGAGGUGGGGGACGACUCCGACAACAACAACAACAGCAACACCAACACCAACAAGCCGCUCGGGGUGCAGGCGCAGAUGCAGGUGGGGCCGCGGCAGCACGAAGGGGCCGACGACGAGGCGGUGGCGCCGCCGCCGCAGCUCCUGGGCAUCGGCAACAUAACAAUAUUAGGGCGGACCGGGGCGCGCGUGGGCAGCGUCGCAACCACGAUCUCGCGGAUGCGUGGGACAUGGGAUGGGACGGCGAGCUAGCCCCGGCUCACGAGGAGUGGGUGAGGCAGUUUGUGCUGCUUGCUCUGAAUGACGAGGAACAUCUCCUCUUUGGGGAGGACGAGGACUGAGGACUGAGCGGGUUUCUGUGAUUUCAGAUCCUUCUGUCACUUGUAUGAACUGACUUCUUCUUUAGCGCCGCUAGACAGCAAACGGUUGUACAUACAUACAUACACUCUGAUACGCAAUGAAUUUGAAUGAGGUCGAGGGGCGGAGAUUUCAGCUACCCCAGCUAUCGGAUAAUUCGUUCAAGGCACAUCGG
Messenger RNA from Thermothelomyces thermophilus ATCC 42464, 2703 nucleotides. RefSeq lists its product as uncharacterized. The transcript has 2 exons. Gene Ontology annotation, molecular function: zinc ion binding; ubiquitin conjugating enzyme binding; ubiquitin protein ligase activity. Gene Ontology annotation, cellular component: cytoplasm; ubiquitin ligase complex. NCBI's taxonomy places the organism in Eukaryota, Fungi, Ascomycota, Sordariomycetes, Sordariales, Chaetomiaceae. The record is from RefSeq and is a predicted model, not a curated record. Gene Ontology annotation, biological process: positive regulation of proteasomal ubiquitin-dependent protein catabolic process; ubiquitin-dependent protein catabolic process; protein polyubiquitination. Bases 377 to 2512 code for a protein of 711 amino acids.